Messenger RNA from Schistocerca cancellata (South American locust), 3906 nucleotides. RefSeq names its product carnitine O-palmitoyltransferase 1, liver isoform-like. Gene Ontology annotation, molecular function: carnitine O-palmitoyltransferase activity. The record is from RefSeq and is a predicted model, not a curated record. Gene Ontology annotation, cellular component: mitochondrion. Gene Ontology annotation, biological process: fatty acid metabolic process; carnitine metabolic process. The transcript is spliced from 16 exons. NCBI's taxonomy places the organism in Eukaryota, Metazoa, Arthropoda, Insecta, Orthoptera, Acrididae. Bases 102 to 2441 code for a protein of 779 amino acids.
GAUUGCCCGGUCAGCCCGCCAGACGCUGGAGGGCGAUACUCGUAGGCCAGGUCGCCGCACGCUGCGCUGUCUACGCUCUACAGACUUUUACUGGAAGCAGGAUGUCGUCGAGUGAUUCUCUGGGUCCACCUGCCACCUUCCUGGGCGACUACCACAUGAAGUUCAUUAAAAGACUGACGUCAAGCAAUCUUUUACGGAGACCUCAUUUCACGAUCUUGAAGAACAACCUCAAGUGCAGGAUUUAUCCCUUUUCCUUGAGAAGUGCUGUAGCUGCCUGUGCCGUCACCGUGGCGUUGUACAUGUCAGAUGUUGGAGUAAUACCGCAGAUGGUUGAUGGAGCAGUCACUCAUAUUGAAAGAUGCCAUGAGGAUGAGGUGCAGUUAAGAACUUGCAAAACGCUGACGAGUUUGAUGCUGGGGCUCGUCCUGUGGAUGAUAAUGGUGACGAGCGUCCGCUACUCGCUGAGUACCCUUCUAGUCUACAAGGGCUGGAUUUAUGAACGAGAAGGAGGUUCUAAGCCGUCGCUACCGACAAAGCUGUGGUUCGCGCUGCUGAAGGCGCUGACGUUCAAGCAGCGCCCCAUGCUCUGCAGCUACCAAGGCGUGCUGCCCAAGCUACCUGUGCCAGCGCUGCGUGACACUGUCCGACGGUAUCUCCGCACCGUCCGUCCACUCUAUGAUGACGUACAUUACGCUCUCAUCGAGAAACUAGCUUAUGAGUUUGAGAAUGGUGUAGGACCAAAGCUUCAACGAUAUCUAAUGGCGAAAUCGUGGCUGUCCGAAAAUUACGUCUCUGACUGGUGGGAAGAAUACGCCUACCUGCGCUGCCGCGCUCCAAUACUCAUCAAUUCAAAUUACUAUGGCAUCGACCUCAUCCUUGCAAAUCCAACACACGUGCAGUCCGCUCGUGCUGGAAUGCUAAUCCACAGAUUUAUGAAAAGUCAGAAGAAAAUAUUAUACCAGACGCAAGACCCGCUUCUGAUACAACGAGUCAUUCCCUUGUGUUCGUCGCAAUAUAUGCAACUUUUCAACACGACAAGAGUACCAGGAGAAGAAACAGAUAGACUUGUACAUUACGAAGACUCAGACCACGUUGUUGUCUAUCAUCAGGGACGUUACUUCAAACUGAUCGUGUACUGCAACGGACGAAUUCUUGAGCCAUGCGAAAUUGAACAGCAGAUAAUACAGAUUCUGCAGGAUAGGAGUCUUCCAGCUAUUGGCGAAGAGAAGGUCGCGGCUCUGACUGCUGGGGACAGACCUCAUUGGUCAAGAAUCCGCCAAAAGUUCUUCUCCUACGGAGUCAAUCAGCAGUCUCUGGAGGACAUAGAAACGGCUGCGUUUUUCGUUGCGCUCGAUGACGGUGCACUCGAGUUCGACGAGAAUGAUCCAAGGAAACUUGAGAAUUUCGGCCGAGUUGGCUUUCAUGGGAAAGGUUAUGAUCGCUGGUUUGACAAGUCAGUCACUCUUGUCAUUGGAUCCAACGGACAUGCCGGAUUCAAUGCAGAACAUACAGGAGCGGAUGGUGCAGCAAUGGCCCAGACAUGGGAAUACGUGUUACAAGCAGAGGUGCUGGCAACAAGAGACAAAUCAUAUUAUAGGUCAGAUGGGCACACUGCAGGAACUCCGAAAGUCGUUCCUCCUCCACCAACGCGACUGCAAUGGGAUUUGGAAGAUUGUGUUGAUGCUAUCGAGUCUUCAUACCAGGUUGCUUGUGAACUUAUCAGUGACCUAGACUUACGGAUCCUAUACCACAACGCAUAUGGGAAAGGUUUCAUAAAACAGUGCGGUGUAAGUCCUGACGCUUACAUUCAAAUGGCCCUACAACUGGCUUACUACAGGGACGUUGGGAAGUUUACUCUCACGUACGAGACUUCGACGACGAGGUUGUAUCUUAAAGGCCGGACAGAAACCGUUCGCCCGUGUACGAUGGAAUCUGUUGCCUGGGUGAAAGCCAUGACGGAUAAGAACUAUUCCGUGGAAGAGAAGAUGUCUCUACUGAAGGCAGCAUGUGCAGUGCACAUAAAAAGCUGCAAAGACGCCAUGUGUGGUAAAGGAGUCGACCGCCAUCUUUUCUGCCUAUACAUUUUGUCAAAGUAUUUGAAGACUGAGUCUCCAUUCCUUCAGGAGGCACUUAGUGAACCAUGGCGACUGUCGACUUCUCAGACACCACACAACCAAAUAGGAAAGGCGGACCCUAGGAAAAUUCCCAACUGUAUUACGCCAGCAGGGGGCUUCGGUCCUACUGACAAGGAUGGAUACGGAGUUUCCUACAUCAUCUCUGGAGAAGAUGUACUCUUCUUCCAUGUAACAAGCAAGCGCAGCUCUCCUGUAACGGACUCCACCAGAUUUAGUAAUGGUAUCAAAACCGCUCUUACAGAUAUGAGGAAUUUGUUUCUGCAAUGGAAGGAGAUAAAUAAAGAGAAGAAAGCUUUCAAAACGUGAGGUACGAGAAGGUCCUGGAAUGGUGAACACAUCAGAAAAUGUGCAAAAAACGUGGUUCCACUACGGACGUAUAUAAUAAACUAUUUUUUGUACGCUGUGAAAAUACCGCAUCCACAUACUUUUUCCACCACGUAAUGUCAAGCAACAAACAGAUGACGACUGCCGAUGAUGAUUGACAGUAUUCCUUCAGUAUCUGGAGACAAGCAGAUUUUCCCUGAAGAAAACCGUGUGACGUACGAAGCAAAAUUCGUUUAGUUGUUGUCUUCAGAGCCGUUUAGUUGUUGUCUUCAGAGCACAAAUAUAUUAGAAUGAUAUGCAUCACGCUCUUGAUAGUGCUCUGCUCCAUCUGCGACCAUGUUCUGUUUAACCUGCUGCAAAUCACAUUUUAGACAAUUGCAACAAUGUUGAAUACCUAGCAGAGCCAUCUUAGACUACAGUUAGAUAUUUGGUCUGACAUGAUACUCAGCAUGUCAGUAGCUCAGUAUGAUGUCGUGUCAGCUAUUUCCGUUUACAUCUAACAGUCUAAGAGCCGGACGGAUGACGGCAUACAGCUAUCUUGGUAGUACAAUCUAGGCAAAAUGCUCAAGAUCACGUGCAACAUAGCGCUACUUCUAAAGCUACCUACUUUGAAACAUUUUCAUUGCAUACGAUUGUCGAGGAAAGCAACUUAUUGUCGAAAAAAAUACUGUUUAUCACUUAUGGAAAUUUUUUCCAGUAACUUCCAAUAUCUUUAUCAAUGCAAUAUAAAAAUCUACAAACUAUAAUCAGACUUGUGCAAAUGUUUGGGGCGCAGAGGAGUACAUGGGGCUUUGGAUGUUCCUUAGAGCCUCGUCUGCUGUAAAUAGAAAUUGUAAUAAUUAAAUCAAAAGAAACUACAGAUUAGCGGCUACGACUAUACAUGCCCACGAGAGAGAGGAAGACUGUUUGUCUCCGUACCAAGAGUGCCGGAAGCUAGCUGACGAGUGUGAAAAGUAAGUGUGCAGGCGAAAGUGUCAGUCCAACAAAAUGGACAGUGAUCUCAUCGGGAGACAUGUAAGGAGGUCCGAAAGCAUUUUCUGUGACUGUGGGCGGAAGUCACAGAAAACACGUGGCUGCUGGGGCGAGUAUUCACAGGGAAGCCACCGCCGCAGACUGAUCAACAGCUUCAUGGCGGAAGCUCAGCAGAGCUGCUUACGUUUUCCUUGCAAGGAAGAGCAACGCCAAAGCCACCAAUCACUGCAGUUAGUCUGCAUGAAGAAUUUUCUUUUCUAAGUCAGCUUACGCCAGUCAGUACAAGAAGUUUAGAAAAAUGUCAAUGACCAGUGAAAGAAACUGAUAUUCCUGACAAAUAUUACGUUAUACACUGAACUACUGUCGAUAGUAUAAAAUAUUUUUCUCGAUGUAUCCAGUGAGAGUAUUAUUUAUUUGUAAAGUUGUUACUUUUAUAAUAAAUUGUUACCAGGUUCUAUGAAUAAAAGUUAUGCGG